CGAGGAGUUCAGGGCCAGACGGUUGCUAGGGUGACAGGAAUACAACAUGGCGGCCGGAUCCUAACGCUCUCCAUCUAGGGACCACGGCGGAGGUCCUAGUUCAGGACCCUGCCCCAAAGGAGUGGAAGCCAGGGGCCACCCUUUCUGUCCCUUUCUUCUCCUUCCACUAUCGGCAAAGGGUUGUCGCCGGCUUGCGCAUCCAUGAUGAAGAGGAGAAGACACCCAUUAUCGGAAAAAAAAAUUAUGCACUAUAUGUACCAGUUGUGUAAAUCCCUUGAUCACAUGCACAGAAAUGGAAUAUUUCACAGAGACGUAAAACCAGAAAAUAUAUUAAUAAAGCAGGAUGUCCUGAAAUUAGGGGACUUUGGGUCCUGCCGGAGUAUCUAUUCUAAGCAGCCGUACACGGAAUACAUCUCCACCCGCUGGUACCGGGCCCCAGAGUGUCUCCUCACUGAUGGCUUCUAUACCUACAAGAUGGACCUGUGGAGCGCGGGCUGCGUGCUCUAUGAGAUGGCCAGCCUGCAGCCCCUCUUCCCCGGAGCCAACGAAUUGGACCAGAUCUCGAGGAUCCACGACGUCAUUGGCACACCUACUGGGAAGACCAUCACCAAGUUCAAACGGUCGAGAGCUAUGAGUUUUGAUUUUACUUUUAAAAAGGGAUCAGGAAUACCUCUACUGACAGCCAGUUUGUCCCCGCAAUGCCUCUCCCUCCUGCACGCAAUGGUGGCCUAUGAUCCCGAUGAGAGAAUCACUGCCCACCAGGCCCUGCAGCACCCCUACUUCCAGGAACAGAGGGCAGCUGAGAAGCAGGCUCCAGCCAGGCCCAGGAGGAAGGCCUCCGCUCUCUGCCCCAAGCGGCCGGUGGCACCAGAACUACUCAGUAACAACUGGCAGCCGGCACAGGAGGGCAGCAAGCAGAAACAGCCCCUAAAGCAAGAGGAGGACCAUCCCAGGAGACACAGACCAGCCUACGUGAUGGCACUGCCCAAGCUCAAGCUAUCGGGAGUGACCAAGCAGCCCUUGUACUACAGCCCAGCGCUGCAGUCAGUGGUUGCCCCCGGAGCGACCCGGAAGGUCCCGGUGCUGAGACCCCCGAAGUGUGUUGGCCCGAACCAGAAGACAGACACACAGAAGGACAUCCAGCCUAACCUGAAACAGUACCGCCGGCCCACAGUAGAGCGGAGAGGUGGAGGCUACUGAGUGGCGCUGCGGCUCCCCUGCUCGGGGCGGCUCCCACCCGGCCGGGCCCCAGCGAGCGUCCCGGGAGAGCUGCCCCCAGACCAGCACCAGCACCUCGGCUUGGAGCCUGCCGGCCCGAGGCUGCUUGCGUCCUAAAGGCAGCCGUACUGUAGGUUCCAGUCUCAGACCUUUGUAAAAUGACCUCAUUCUAGGCUUUCGGUUCCUUUCCGUAACAUAAGAAUUUGGGGCAGGGAAUAUUUUGUAAUUUUUUAUAUGAAUCAAAACAGAAAUUAUACUUCGUUAUGGAUUAUUUAGGCCCGGUUUCACUGAGGCUCUGCACACGGUGCCUUCCUUAGUGCAUCCGUCACCAGCAGUGUCCUAGCACGUUUGGCUUCCAGAUUACACCAUUGGAGACCCCUGAUUUUUAUUAAACAAUAAGCUGUCAUUACAGUGUUGCA
This is a messenger RNA of Globicephala melas (long-finned pilot whale), 1637 nucleotides long. RefSeq names its product MOK protein kinase (gene MOK). Gene Ontology annotation, cellular component: nucleus; cytoplasm. Lineage: Eukaryota; Metazoa; Chordata; Mammalia; Artiodactyla; Delphinidae. The record is from RefSeq and is a predicted model, not a curated record. Gene Ontology annotation, molecular function: protein serine/threonine kinase activity; ATP binding. Gene Ontology annotation, biological process: protein phosphorylation; intracellular signal transduction.